Messenger RNA from Drosophila busckii, 951 nucleotides. RefSeq lists its product as uncharacterized. Bases 24 to 863 code for a protein of 279 amino acids. NCBI's taxonomy places the organism in Eukaryota, Metazoa, Arthropoda, Insecta, Diptera, Drosophilidae. The record is from RefSeq and is a predicted model, not a curated record. The transcript has a single exon.
UUGUUUUGGAUUUUACCGUGUUCAUGAGCCGUCGUUGUGUGGUCUGCGGCAAUGAAACCGUAGAGAAUCCAUGCCCCCAAGUCUACCACUAUCCAAAGACUACAAAGGAGGCACAGAUAUGGCAGCGCAGCAUGGGCGCCUUUGAAACCAAUGUUGAAUGCAUCAAAAAAUAUUGCUGCGUAUGUAUAGAUCAUAUACCACAAUUUGUGGAGAUGGCCAAAGAGCAAGCCGCUCUCAUCGAAGCCAAAUGCAAAAGGGCAAAGGAGAUCUCCCGAUCGGUCAGCGUGCUUUUGCUGCCAGGCGCCGUUAUGCGACCAGAUGGUGUUGAGAAGCGAGCACAGCAGGAGGAUGAUUGCCUGGAUGGAGAAAUCAUUAUACUUAAGUCAAGUCUAGCAGAUGCUGCUAGUUCAGCUGCUGCUAUAGAUCUGCCGGAGGUAACGUUGCUGCGCACACCAGUGGACAAUAAUGAGGACUCAAAAAAUAAGAAUGACAAAAAUAACGUAAAAAAGAAUGAAAUGCAAUGCGGCGACAUUGGAGACAAUUGUACGGAUGUUUUGCUGCUGGGUUGUAGUAAACAACCGCCACCAGAAUGUCCCUGCAAGUGCAAACAAUGCCCCAAAUCAAACAAUCCACCUCAGGAGUCUAAUUAUUGUCAGCCCCAGUCAACGGAUAACUCGGAAGUAACUUGCGGUUGCUCACAUGAGCGUCAAAUUCGUCAGGAACUGGGCGAAAUUAUAAGGCAGCAGCAGUGUCGCAUCUGCGAAUUGGAGUGCAUGUUGGCGCGUCAACAAGAUUUUCAUUUAACGCUGCAGAAGAAAAUCAGUAAUCUGUAUAGUUUACAUGGAAUGAAGGAAGAGUCAUAAUUCAGUUUUCUCAAGGCUCUUACACAGCCGCAGACAAACACUGUAGUGCCAUUUAACAGUUAACAUUUUAGUUGAACUCAGAGAUGAA